Molecule: messenger RNA, 2342 nt
Organism: Triticum aestivum (bread wheat)
Lineage: Eukaryota; Viridiplantae; Streptophyta; Magnoliopsida; Poales; Poaceae
Exons: 8
Coding region: 4-1914 (636 amino acids)
Source: RefSeq, a predicted model, not a curated record
AUCAUGGAGGAGGACGGUGGCGCUGCUGCCGCGGUGGCCGCCGCCGCCGCUGCGGCUGCACGGGAGCUGCUGACCAGGGAGAUAAAGAAGAGGCUGCUGGACCAUACCCACGAGAAUGGGAAUGGCCAUGGCCAUGCCAAUGGAGGAGGACCAGAGGAGCUCGAGGCUACUCCUGAGGUGGAGGAGGAGGAUGCUCCUCAAGAGCCCAAGGUUGCUGAAGAGGAGCAGCAGCGGCACAAGAGUACCUUCUUCGAUGCAGCCAAAGGACUAUGGAAGUGCUGGCACUGCGAUUGGGCGUACCGCUUGGCUAGUCGGUGCGGAAAUAGUACCGCCGCUGCUGCUGCUGCCACCCCAGGGGAGCUGUUGACCAGGCAGAUCAAGAAGAGGCUGCUGGUCCAUGCCCAUGAGAAUGGGAAUGGUCAUGGCCAUGUCAAUGGAGAAGAAGCAGAGGAGCUCGAGGCUUCUGAGGAGGAGCAGAAGGAGGAGGAAGAGGCUCCUGAUGAACCCAAGGUUGCUGAAGAGGAGCAGCAGCCGCACAAGAGUAUCUUCUUCGAUGCAGCCAAAGGACUGUGGAAGUGCCGGCACUGCGAUUGGACGUACCGCCUGAGUAGUCCGUGUGGAAAUGGUACCGUAGAACAUCGAGGCUUAUUAAAACCAGAGCAUUUGGCAGUUGAAUCAUAUUCGGAGAACCAAGCUGCUGCAGAUCCAGUGACGAUGCCACUUCAGUCCGAGAUGCAGGACUCCAUCGACACAAGCACUAAAACUGAAUCUCGCACAUAUGCUCAUCAUAGUCAUGGCACAAUUGUAAAACCAGAACACUCGAUAACCGAAUCAUCAUCGGAAGAUCAUAGCACGACAACCACGACAACUACAACCACAUUGGCAACUGCUACCACAUCCUCUACAACCACAUCAGCAGCAGCGACAACCUACUCAUCGUCUUCUACAGGAAUCUUUCACGUAGAAGUAAUGGAGGAGAUGACAGGUGAGAUGCCUCCCCCGAAGCGUGCCGAUGGAGUUAUCAUGGAUGCAAUUCACCACCUACUUGGACAUGAAGAUGUUCAUGGAACUACGACGACAACCUUCGAGAAUGGCUCAUUAACCACCCAUGUAAGUCACACAACAGAACUCAAGGUCGAUUGCCUGAAUGUGACCACUAUGGCGAGGGGCAAUAUACCAACCUCGCCGAUUCCUCAAGCAGCAGAUCAACCUUAUGUAGCAGUGUCAGUCCCUGAAGAUCUGAAUCCGGCUGCUCAUAGCCCCCAACAAAGUGAUGAAUGGGAUAUACCAAAAGCCAUAGUGUAUGGUGGCUUAGUGGAGUCAGUCACCAGCCUCUCCGUUGUUUCAGCAGCAGCAUCAAGUGGAGCAAAAACAUUGGACAUAUUCAUCUUGGGCAUAGCCAACCUUAUGGGAGGGCUUCCUCUCAUUUUCCACAAUAUUGCCGAUCUAAGAGACAUUCGAGAUGUGACCGAGGACAACGAGCGGGUCGGCCACUACUGGUUGCAGCUUGGCAGGCGGUCGAAAGCCCGACUCCACAUGAUCCUGGCCCUUCUCUCAUACAUCGUGUUCGGGCUACUUCCACCAAUCCUCUACGGGCUGUCGUUCCGUGAGAGCAAUGACAGGGAGAACAAGAUGACGGCAGUCGCCGGUGCUUCACUCGCCUGCAUUUCUUUUCUAGCACUUGGAAAGGCGCAUGUCAAGGGAGCACCCAGGACAUACUUCAAGACCCUAAUGUACUACCUGACGGUCGCUGUGAGCUCAUCGGGGCUGUCGUACGUCGCCGGCGUGCUGAUCACGCGGCUCUUAGUGUACUUUGGAAUUAUCGAGCAAGGUGGGUCGGCUGCUCCUCCUUCUCCGGGCCUGUCGUUCCCUCAUUCAGUGGGUGCACAAACAUCUGCCUGGGCCUCAUUCUGAAUGGGAAACAGUGCUGAAAAAGAGAAGACAUGUAUGACAGUAUGAGUGGCAACCAUACAUGUAUGACAGUAUGGGUGUUUGAUCCUGACAUAUUGAUAGCAGCACUGAACUGGCAACCAAGCACCUGAGAAUGACCAAUUGAAAUGAACACAGGCCACUGAGAUGACCACACCACACCAAGCAAAGCAAACACCCAUGAAAUUAUAUACCCCCUCCAUUCCCUUAUACAAGGCCACUAUGAAAAAUACAUUUUGCAUCUAUAUAAGGCCACUAACAGUUAUCGAGGCAAAAAUUAAUGAUGUUUUCUCGUACUAACAACUUGUUUAAUACUUGCAUGUUGUUAAACAUUCACAUUGUACUAUCUUUAUCUCAUUAUCCCUUCUUCUCCAAGAUGUAAUCCUAACGAUGUAUGCGCUACAGGGAGGUGC